AUGCGUAGAUGUUUUGCCAGCGCGGAAAAAAUACUAUUGGCACAAAGGUUAAAUGAAAGAUCUUUAUUAAGAUUAAGUGGAAAAGAUGCAAAUUUAUAUUUACAAGGUUUAAUAACAAAUGACAUGAAGCAUUUGGAAAGUGGGGCUUCUAGCAUGUACACAAUGUUUCUUAACAGUAAAGGAAGAGUUUUAUAUGAUAGUAUUAUUUAUAAUACAAACAUUGAAAAUACAUUUUAUGUCGAAUGCGAUUCGAAUGCUUCUCUAUAUCUAAAAGAUCAUUUAAUGCAUUUUAAAGUAAGAAGAAAAGUAAACAUUGAUCUUCUCUCUGAUGAAUUCAGUGUUUGGGCUCUUGCCUUUAAAGACUACAUCAUAAAUCCUAAAGAUGUCUAUAAUUAUAAACCUGUACUCAAUGAAUUGAAAAAAAAUUUACCCCAAUUAAUUAUAACAAAUGAUCCAAGACUACCAAGCAUGGGGUUAAGAGUUUUAACACCGAAAGAUUACAAUUUAGUUAAUGAAAUUAAAAAGAUAGCUGAUGUUAAUGUUCAAGAAGAAAAUUUUUAUAAAUUUUUGAGGUAUAAUUUAGGCAUAGGUGAAGGAUUAAAUGAGUUACCAUUGGAAAAAUGUUUCCCAAUGGAAAUAAAUGGUGAUUAUUUGCAUGGCAUAAGUUUUCACAAAGGAUGCUAUGUCGGUCAGGAAUUAACAGCGAGAACAUAUCACACAGGGGUUAUUAGAAAAAGGAUAAUGCCUCUUAAAUUCAAUGAAGAGGUAUCAAUCACUCAACCUGGCAUUCCAAUAUUUUCAGUUUCUCAAUUAACAAAAGCAAUUGGUAAACUUUUCGGGGUUGAACAAACCAGCGGUCUUGGAUUGUUGAGAAUUGAAGAAGCAUUAAAAGCAAAUGAAUUAAUUACUUUUGAAAAAAAAUGUAAUACACAUCGUCCAUUUUGGUGGCCUAAUGAAGCACCUAAAAUGAGAAUGAACACUGGAUGA
Messenger RNA from Pediculus humanus corporis (human body louse), 987 nucleotides. RefSeq lists its product as uncharacterized. Bases 1 to 987 code for a protein of 328 amino acids. Gene Ontology annotation, molecular function: protein binding. The record is from RefSeq and is a predicted model, not a curated record. NCBI's taxonomy places the organism in Eukaryota, Metazoa, Arthropoda, Insecta, Psocodea, Pediculidae. The transcript has 2 exons. Gene Ontology annotation, cellular component: mitochondrial matrix.